This is a messenger RNA of Schistocerca serialis cubense, 1946 nucleotides long. RefSeq names its product DDB1- and CUL4-associated factor 7. Gene Ontology annotation, molecular function: protein binding. NCBI's taxonomy places the organism in Eukaryota, Metazoa, Arthropoda, Insecta, Orthoptera, Acrididae. The transcript has 9 exons. The record is from RefSeq and is a predicted model, not a curated record. Gene Ontology annotation, cellular component: nucleus. Bases 461 to 1540 code for a protein of 359 amino acids.
UCUACGCUGUGCGCGUCCAAUGUGUAGGCCAUAGGUGAUUUUGUGUUAUGUGUUUGGUUGUAUCAUUGUUUUCGCGCUCUAAUUGUGUGUAUAGUAUGAUGUCUACAGAAAACUCUAAAGUGGACAGAGUGACGAAGAAAUGGAAACAGUGUCAGAAUUAAUAAAGUUUAUAGGAGGACGUCUUUGUUAUUUUCAGUCGCCCGGAGCGAUCAAAUUUACUGCUUCGUGUUAUUAAAUAUGAGGAUGGGCCUGUUUGACAGUAAUGCUAGGGGUUUAAAAUGAGAAGUGCUCAAGCACUGCUGUGAAACUCUUCUUGAUUGGUGAGACAGAUUUUCAGAUGUGUAGUUUUGAAGUAUAUUAGAAAUAGAACGUAAAGCUUAAACUCCAUAAACCCAAAGAAAGGAAAACGCACACAGCGAAUAUGUCAUCUUGUUUAGCCUCAAUCCAAACCCUUCUGUGAAUGUGUGCAGGUUAUCUGCUGUAUAAAUACACAAUGGCACUGCACGGAGCACCACCAAAGCGAAAGGAGAUCUAUAAAUAUGAGGCACCAUGGCCACUGUACAGCAUGAACUGGUCUGUCAGACCAGAUAAACGUUUCAGAUUGGCUCUCGGAAGCUUCGUGGAGGAAUACAAUAAUAAAGUACAAAUAGUUUCCUUAGAUGAAGAUACCUCAGAAUUUAGUGCAAAAAGUACCUUCGACCAUCCAUAUCCAACAACAAAAAUAAUGUGGAUACCAGACAGUAAAGGUGUUUUUCCAGACCUGCUUGCGACAAGUGGUGACUACCUCCGUGUUUGGCGUGCAGGAGAACCAGAAACAAGGCUAGAAUGUGUGCUGAACAAUGUAAGAAACAAGAAUUCAGACUUCUGUGCCCCAUUAACUUCAUUUGACUGGAAUGAAGUGGAUCCGAAUCUGAUUGGCACAUCAAGCAUAGAUACUACAUGUACCAUAUGGGGGCUGGAGACAGGACAGGUUCUUGGGAGAUCAAAUUUAGUGACUGGUCAUGUAAAGACCCAACUAAUUGCUCAUGAUAAAGAAGUAUAUGAUAUUGCUUUCAGUCGAGCUGGGGGUGGUAGAGAUAUGUUUGCUUCAGUUGGGGCUGACGGUUCUGUGAGGAUGUUCGAUUUGCGUCAUUUAGAACAUUCUACCAUAAUAUAUGAAGAUCCUCAACAUACACCACUCCUUCGCCUGGCAUGGAACAAACAGGAUCCCAAUUACUUAGCAACAGUUGCAAUGGAUGCCUGUGAGGUGAUUAUUUUAGAUGUCAGAGUUCCGUGUACACCUGUUGCAAGACUAAAUAACCAUAGAGCGUGUGUCAAUGGAAUUGCGUGGGCACCACAUUCAUCAUGCCACAUAUGUACAGCAGGUGAUGACCAUCAAGCUCUCAUAUGGGACAUUCAACAAAUGCCACGGGCAAUAGAGGAUCCAAUUCUAGCAUACACAGCAGCAGAAGGUGAAAUCAACCAGAUUCAAUGGGGUGCUACACAGCCGGAUUGGAUUGCGAUAUGUUACAAUCGUGCACUGGAAAUAUUAAGAGUUUGACUUUUUGCUUCAGCCAAAAUUUCUUUUUCCAUAAAAUUUAUCAUGUAGAAGUUUUUGUAAUUUUAAGUACAAUACUUUGUGUAUGUAUGUAUGUACGUAUGUAUGAUGUCUUUUUAGGUAAGAGUAUUAAACAAAGUGAAAUUUCAGUUUGUUGCGAAUUGGGUAUAUUGCUUAUUUUUUGUAUUUAAUGAAUUUUAUUAGAGAAUAUUACCCAUGGUAGUAGUACAUUCCUGUGAUUCUUUUGAUAUCAUUGGGGACAAUGUUAGCAUUACUGAGGCAGAUUACUUAAAAAAAUUUGUACCCAAAAGGGAAGAGGUUUUUUCCCCCCAUGAGCGUCUUCGUACACUGAUAUAGUUUUGAAAACUGAUGUAAAGAAUAAUGUAAUUAAAAUAUUUAUGAAUCAAAA